Molecule: messenger RNA, 526 nt
Organism: Anas platyrhynchos (mallard)
Lineage: Eukaryota; Metazoa; Chordata; Aves; Anseriformes; Anatidae
Gene: UQCR11
Product: ubiquinol-cytochrome c reductase, complex III subunit XI
Biological process (GO): mitochondrial electron transport, ubiquinol to cytochrome c
Cellular component (GO): mitochondrial inner membrane
Source: RefSeq, a predicted model, not a curated record
GGGGCCGGGGGCCUUCCUCUGCGCGGCGCGGGGCGGCGGCGCAUGCGCGGGGCGAGGGUGACAUUGAGGCGGCGCCAUGUUGAGCAGGGUGCUGGGGCCGCGCUACGCGCAGCUGCUGCAGAACUGGACUCCCACCCUUUUCACGUGGGGUGGUGUAGCCGGUGUCGGUGUAAUAUGGAUCACAGACUGGAAGCUCGUCCUGCAGUAUGUGCCCUACAUCGGUGGCAAGUAUAAAACUGAAGACUAAGCUUCCCUCUAACGGAAAUUUAUCACUGGAUUGAGUGUGUUGGAGCCAUCCGUCCGCUGAGACCUGCUUUGAGGUGAACUUGAAAUGCCUGGUACAGAUUCUGCGGUGGGCUGUCACAUCCCGCUCUCUGCCAUGAGCAGUUGUGGCCACUUGGUUGUGAGGGGGUUUUACUUCACGUACCAGCCUGCCUAGUGCUCUUCUCAUCACUUCCACAGCUGGUCUUGGCCUAAUGCAAGUGAUUUGUAAAGCUGAUGUACAAAAUAAACCACAUGAAUGAUG